Messenger RNA from Propithecus coquereli (Coquerel's sifaka), 2254 nucleotides. RefSeq names its product trophinin associated protein (gene TROAP). Bases 101 to 2254 code for a protein of 717 amino acids. The transcript is spliced from 15 exons. NCBI's taxonomy places the organism in Eukaryota, Metazoa, Chordata, Mammalia, Primates, Indriidae. The record is from RefSeq and is a predicted model, not a curated record.
GUAUUUUACAAACUGGGGAAGUAGCUGCAGCAGAAGCUGAGAAAAUCAGGGGAAAAGCGAAGAAAGCGGGGACGACCGUGAGGGGUUCCGGGAAGCCGUCAUGACCACCCUCCAAGCCAUGAAGGAUCCCCUCCUCCAGGGAGUGUCUCCCACCCCUAGCAAGAUUCCGGUACGCUCUCGGAGACGCCCGCUUUUCCCCACAGUCAGACCGUGUGCCCUGGACCAGGAGAACCAAGAUCCAAAGAGAUGGGUGCAGAAGCCAACGCUCAGUAUUCAACGGCCCCUCGUUGACUCAGCAGGCCCCAGGCCGAAAGGCACACACCAAACAGAGACAUCACAAAGAUUGGAGGGGAUCACUCAGCUCCGGAACCCCCUGGAGGAGCUCAGGCCUAACCCUGGGGAUCAUAAUGUGGGGCCUGGGCCCCCUCCCCAGACAGAGGCUCCCGGGGCCAUAGACUUUGUGGCUGACCCUGCAGCUCUGGCCACCAUCCUGUCAGGUGAAGGGGUGAAGAGCUGUCAACUGAGGUGCCGGCCCAGUCUGGCUCAGAGAGUACUGGUUCGAGGGAGUCAGGGAGGCGCCAUCCGGAGGGGCCAGGGUGCUCGGGCCUCUGCAUAUUUGGCCGCCAGAACCCCCACCCACCAACUGGACCCUGCCAGGGCUUCUUGCUUCUCAAGGCUGGAGGGACCAGGACCUCGAGGCCGGACUUUGUGCCCCCAGAGGCUAGAGGCUCUGAUUUCACCUUCAGGAUCUUCCUUUCACCCCUCCACUCGCCCCACUUUCCAGGAGCUAAGAAGAGAGAGAGGUGGCAACAGCCGGACUUCAGUGAGUGAAGCCUCAGGAUUGCUCCCGAAGACCCCAGUCCAGCCUGCUUCCUCUUUCCCUAAAGGAGAACAUGAGGUUGUCACUCACUCAGAUGAAGGAAGAGUGGCCUCCCUUGGUCUGGCCCAGCGAGUACCAUUAAGAGAAACCCGAAAGAUAACACACACCAAGGACAUCUGUGACUCCCAUCUGAUGCCUUCCCUUUCCCCUGUGGCCCAGCCCAUGCCUGGUCAUGAAGUGCCACCUUCUGUUACCCGUCCAUCACCCUUUGGACGGGCUCAGCGUGUAACCUCCCCUGGCUUCUCAGCUCUGAACUCAUAUUCAGUGUUGCGGCGUCUUGCUGUUCGGCCCAAAACCCGGUUCACACCCAUGCUAUCAGCCCCAAGAGUUCAUCAGGCCCGAUGGUUGAGUGGCCUCUCCCCUCAGUCCUGCCCUGAAGAGCCUGCUCUGCCCUGGGAGCAGAUUGCAGUGCGGUUGUUUGACCAGGAGAGUUGUAUAAAGUCGCUGGAGGGACCUGCAAAGCCACCUGUGGCCCCCCCUUCUGGACCCCACCCCGGUAGAACUCCCAGCCUCCAGGAGCUGAAGAUGCAGCGCAUCGGUAUCCUGCAGCAGCUGUUGAGACAAGAGGUGGAGGGGCUGGCAGGGGGCCAAUGUGCCCUCCUUAAUGGAGAUACCCCUCUGGAUAUGGUGGAACUUCAGUCCCUGCUGAUGGAGAUAUCUAGAACUGUGAAUGCCCCAGAAUGUAAUUCUGGGACUUCCCACCUUCCUGGACUGUUACAACACCCUGGGCAGCCAAAGCCCUGCCUUCCAGAAGAGUGUGGGGAACCACAGCCCUGCUCUCCAGCACAGCUAGGGCCCCUAGAGUCCUACUGUAGGACUGAGCCUGAGAUCCCAGAGCCCUCUGCCCAGGAACAGCUUGAAGUAUCAGGGCCCUGCCCUCUCGCAGAGCCUGGACCCCUCCAGCCCAGCCCCCAGGGGCAGGCUGGACCCUCAGAGCCCUGCCCUGGGAUAGAGCCUGGGACAUCAGAGGCCUGCUUCCUGGGUCCUAGACGUCCGGAGUCCAGCCCACCAUCCUGCUGCAGUCAGGGGGCUCCGGCGACCACCAGCCUGAUCUUCUCUUCCCAACACCCACUUUGUGCCAGCCCCCCUAUCCGCUCACUCCAGUCUCUGAGGCCCCCAACAGGCCAGGCAGGCCCCAGCAGUCUGGCCCCUCGAACCCUGGCCCUGAGGCAGCGCCUCAAAUCAUGUCUAACCGCCAUCCACUGCUUCCACGAGGCUCGUCUGGAUGAUGAGUGCGCCUUUUACACCAGCCGAGCCCCCGCCUCAGGCCCCACCCGGGUCUGCACCAACCCUGUGGCCACGUUACUUGAAUGGCAGGAUGCCCUGUGUUUUGUUCCAGUCGGUUCUGCUGCCUCUCGGGGCUCUCCAUCAUGA